Messenger RNA from Cyprinus carpio (common carp), 2090 nucleotides. Its product is annotated as nuclear factor 7, brain. Gene Ontology annotation, molecular function: protein binding; zinc ion binding. Lineage: Eukaryota; Metazoa; Chordata; Actinopteri; Cypriniformes; Cyprinidae. The record is from RefSeq and is a predicted model, not a curated record.
UAAACAGGAGGGGACUGACUUGUAUUUCUUCUCUUUGACAAAACCAACAAAGAAACAGCCAUCAGUGAACAACGAAGUGAUUUUGAAGAGACUUGUUUCUUGACAAACAGCAGAUCUUUGUGAUUCCCGUGGUUUUUCAUUUUUGCAAGUCAUUCAGAAGGUGAAAGUAAAGUUAAGGUUGCUGGAGCUCAAACAGUGAAAAUGGCUUCAUCAGCCGAAUAUGACUAUAAUUGUCCCGUGUGCUUUGAAAUCUUCAAGACUCCUGUUCUUUUAUCAUGUAGUCACAGUGUCUGUAAGGAGUGUCUUCAACAGUUCUGGAGAACCAAGAAAACUCAGGAGUGUCCUGUCUGCAGGAGAAGAUCCUCAGAUGAUCUUCCUUCAGUAAAUCUGGCGUUACAAAACUUGUGUGAGUCGUUCCUGAAGGAGAGAAAUGAGAGACGUUCAUCAGAUUCUGAGGAGAUCUGCAGUUUACACGGUGAGAAACUCAAACUCUUCUGUCUGGAGGACAAACAGCCUGCGUGCGUCGUGUGCAGAGAUUCACAGAAAGACGACAAUCACAAAUUCAGACCAAUCAGUGAAGUGGUUACAUCAUAUAAGGAGGAGCUCAAUACAGCACUGAAGUCCUUGGAGGAGAAACUUAAAAAGACAGAAAACACAGAAGAAGUGUUUGAGAAAACACUUCAACACAUCAAGUCUCAAGCUGAGCACACGGAGCGUCAGAUUAAACAGCAGUUUGAGAAGCUUCAUCAGUUUCUCAGAGAUGAAGAAGAAGCUACAAUCACUGCACUGAGGGAGGAAGAGGAGCAGAAGAAGCAGAUGAUGAAGGAGAAGCUGGAGGAGAUGAACAGACACAUCUCAGCUCUUUCACACACAAUCAAAGACACGGAGGAGAUGAUGAAAGCCAAUGACGUCUGCUUUAUGAAGGAGUUUCCAAUCACGAUGGAAAGAGUCCAGAUCUCAUCACAGCCGGAUCCACAGAUGCCUUCUGGAGCUUUGAUUCAUGUGCCACGAUACUUGGGCAACCUGCCCUUCAGAGUCUGGAAGAAGAUGCAGGACAUCGUCCAAAACACUCCUGUGAUUCUGGAUCCAAACACGGCUCAUCCAGAUCUCGCUGUGUCUGAUGAUCUGACCACUGUGAGCUGGAGCAAGACCAAUCACCUGCUUCCUGAGAAUCCAGAGAGAUUCGACGGGUUUCUCUGUGUUCUGGGUUCAGAGGGCUUUAACUCAGGAACACACUGCUGGGAUGUGGAGGUUAAAGAGAGUCGAUGGUGGAUUGCUGGAGUGACUACACUAUCAAACCAGAGGAAGGAAUAUGAUUUCUUUAACACUGAUGUCUGGAGUGUGAGGCAGGGAAUGAUUGAGCCCUUUGGUUUUCUUGUUAAACAGGAUGUUGAGCGUGUGAGAGUUGAUCUGGACUAUGACAGAGGAACGGUGUCUUUCUCUGAUCCUGUAACUAACACACAUCUACACACAUUCACAACCACCUUCACUGACACACUCUUUCCUUUCUUCAGUAGUGACUCUCUGAGGAUCUUACCAUUCAAUCAGUAAACGUUACACCUGUAGUUCUGGAUCAACCUGCUUUAAUUUUUUACACAUAUUUCCAAUAUUUAAUCCAUAUCAUCAUUUCUCAAUAUUUGUUCAUCAUGAGACUAAACGAAUAUUUCAGUUAUAGAGGUUAAAUGGUCAUUUAUUCAUUGAUGUAUAUGGAUGUAAAAGUCCUUUUUAAUCCACAUCAGUUUGAAAUGAAAAAUAAAUAUUAUAGAAAUACUUGAUUAAAGCUGUUUACAAAUCUGAUUCUCAGAACAAAUGCUCAGUGUCUCUGGGACUCAGUAAAAACUAUUUUUUUAUAAUUCCUUGAACCCUUUUUUUUUACAUUAAAUAUGUAAUUAUAUGAUUUCAGUAAUGAAAGGUUAAAUGUUUGGUCAUGAUAAUUAGGGUUUAGGUCAUAUAUAUUUAUUGGUCUAAAAGUGAGGGAACCCUGGGUUUUGUUUAUGUUUCCCAAUAAAUGAAUAAAUGAUUGUAAUUGACUCGCUUGUUUAAAUCAGUCUCAGCUUCUGUCAGCAGUGGAAGCGUCAGUGCAGCUUUAU